Molecule: messenger RNA, 2085 nt
Organism: Fukomys damarensis (Damara mole-rat)
Lineage: Eukaryota; Metazoa; Chordata; Mammalia; Rodentia; Bathyergidae
Gene: Znf593
Product: zinc finger protein 593
Exons: 3
Coding region: 99-503 (134 amino acids)
Molecular function (GO): zinc ion binding; nucleic acid binding
Source: RefSeq, a predicted model, not a curated record
CGGGCAUCUCAUGACGUCAUCGCGCUGUCCGGAAGUGCCAAAAACGUGUGUCCCCUCUCUGCUCCCAGCCCCUUGGCCUUGUUGUCACUCUCGUAGUCAUGGGUCGCUCCCGCCGUACAGGCGCGCACCGAGCACACUCCUUAGCCCGCCAGAUGAAAACCAAGAGGCGGCGGCCAGACCUGGAUGAGAUUCACAGGGAGCUGCUGCCUCAGGGUCACACCCGGCCCAGGCCCGACCCGGACACCGAGCCCGACCCGGACUUGCCAGGAGGCGGCCUGCAUCGCUGUCUGGCUUGCGCGAGAUACUUCAUCGAUUCCGCCAAUCUGAAGACUCACUUCCGAUCCAAAGACCACAAAAAAAGGCUGAAACAGCUGACUAUCGAGCCCUACAGUCAGGAAGAGGCGGAGAGGGCAGCGGGCAUGGGCUCCUAUGUGCCCCCCCAGCGGCUGGCAGUGCCCACGGAAGUAUCCACUGAGGUCCCUGAGAUGGAUACCUCUACCUGACAUGACCUGAGUAUGCAGGGCAGAGGAGCUGCCCAUGGACAGUGGUGCAAGGCUAGGCUAGGAGAAAGGGUACCAAACCAUUCGGAGCCCCAGGUUUAGUGAGUAGAUGACUUCUUCUGGGUGCCCUCUGCCCAAUAAAGGAACUGGAAAAUAGGGCUUACUUCUGACUCUUAACUUACAGACCUCUGCCACAAAAUCCCACUGCUUUCAGUGUACAGGGUCCAGGAUAUCUACUCCCUCCUUGACCCACCUUUGGAACCUGCCUUCUUUCCUGGGUCUUAGCACAUGAGCUGGAGCCCAGGUACAGUGUGAAAUGGAAAAGUAGGAUUGGGUUUAUUCUGCCCUGCUUCAAAUAAGGGCAGGGACUGAUCGCCAUGAAAAAAGUGGAGUUCUGAGAUUUCAGCCCCCUCCCCUGAGUCACCUACCUCCAGAGCCUGCAUGAAAGGCUGUCUGCUUCAUCAUGGGGCCUGUGAUGGUGGCUGCUGCCCCACCAUCUUCCACACAGCGUAGCAGGAGCCACCCAGCCCAAGGACAGCCAGCAGUGUAGCCACAACCCCAGCCAGUGGACUCCGGGACUCUACCUUCAGCUUGCCAGCCACCUGCAUCUAGUGGGGGUACCCCGAAGAUGCAUCUGAGAGGCUAGUUGAGAUUUUUAGGCAGGCAGGAGCUAAGAAGUUGCAGCUGGGUAAAAAAGACAGGGACGCCAUUGCGGCCCCAGGGAGAUUCCACCCCAAUCCCUCUCACUUCACUGCCCAUCUUGGCCCUGGUUAGUCAGGUGGCAGUAAACAUGACAGCCUGACUGUUGGCAUCAGUCCAACCAUGGUAAGGGGAGGAAGAGGUCAGUGAUGCUAGAAACCAUCCCAUUAGGAUUACUUACCUGUAGUACCCGGAAGUAGCCAGGGGUCAGGUGUCUAAAUCGCAUGGCUGGGUGCACUAGUGUCCCAGAUGGCCUGUGGGAUAGAAGCAGAUACAAAGACCAGUGGUGUUCUUGGUACCAAGAAGUAGAGGGUACAGGGGUCUCUGGCCUCUUGUAUGCAUGACAGUCAUGUCCUCAGACUGUGCUCACCCGUGCAAGCCUGCCCAGGUCUGGCAAGGGGCAGGGCAACUGAAUCUUUAAAUCUAGUCUGCUUGCAUUGUGUCCCCCCGCCCCCUGGCUGCCUGCUGUCCUGCCAGCUGUAGGAGCAGCUGUCAGGAGAGAUCAGCAUCAGGUCUGAGCAGCACCUCCCCCAUCUUCCAGGGAUACCAGGCCUGGUAGGCAGGAGAGGCCUUGGCUGGAAGCCCUCAGGAGUCCCAGGUGUGGACCAGGUACUGGGCAGACCUCCCUCAACCCUGGUCCAGACCCUGUGCUAUCUCAGAUGAUUGGAUGCUACCAAUCAGCAUUCAGCAAAGGAGGGACAGGGUGCUUCAGUUGCCUCUCUCUCAAUAGCGGUAUACUUUUUCUACUUGUUUCUAUAAAAUUGGCCACUUGUACUUUUUUUUUGAGAGAGGGUUUCAAUAUGCACUUCAGACUGGCCGUGAAUUCACUAUGUAGCCCAGGACUAGGCGUGAUGGCACAGUCCCAGCACUUGGGAGACUGAAGCAG